AUGAAUAAUAAAGGUCAAAAACAAAAAACAAAAAAAUCACCUGAAAAAGCUCAUCUUGACACACUCCGUAGAAGAGCACGGCGUCAAGAACAACGAGCAGCUUUACUUGAAAAAAGUAAUGAAUUAGGUUGUUUCAACGGUAAUAAUCGUUUUAGUCUUCUAUCUGAAAUAGAUAAUGACAACAACAAUGAUGAAUAUACAACCGAUAAUUCAAAGGCUGAUAAUCAAACUGUAGCCAUGAAAAAUUAUAAGAGGAUUAAACAAAAAAACUUGUCUAGAAAACAAAAAAGACAAACUAGAACAACAACAGAAGUUCCGAUGAUUAAUGAACAUGUUGUUAAUAAUAAUAUAAAGACGCGAGGAAAUAACCAGCGUCAAAUAAAUUUUUCUGAUUCUAAAAAAGAAGAAGAAGAGAAUGAUAAUGAAAAAUCACCUUCUUUAAAUAAAGAUAAACGAAAAUGUAAAAGUUAUUUACAAGCUUUUAAAAUUCUCGCUUAUCUAAAAGAUCGUGUGAAUAAGGAUAAUAAAAUAAAACUCGACAUUAAGGAUGUUUUCAAUGAAGUAUGUGAAUAUGCAAAAAAUACCAUUGAAACAUAUGAUAGUUGGGUACAUAAUCAUUACGAAGCCCAAGUCUGGCAACAUAUCUAUGUUUUAGGUAAAGAAAAAGAUCAUUGGGCUAAAGAAAUAGUAAAUAUAACACAUACACGGGAGGCUAAGAUAAAUGUGUCAAUAUGUGAGAAAAAAUUAGCACAAUUGACAUCGACAUGUUUCGAUGCUAAUACCCAGGUCGAACUAGCUAUGUCGGAUCCUGUCGGAUAGGUUUCAAAUCCGUUGAGAUACGGCUAAUCGGAUUCGGUCGGUUACUUUUUGUCGGAUUCCGAUGCUAUCCACUGUUUUCCUCUGAUAUCCACCGGUCGGAUUCAUCGAGUUCCGACUAGAUUCAUAUAUUCGGAACUGGUCAGAUCCGAUCUCAAGAUCUGUUCGCUUCCGAUGGGAUUCCGAGGAAUCUGAUGUCAAGAAAUCGCCGGAUUUUGCGGUUUCAAGUGACACCGGAUUCCAUGAUAAAACCGAUCAAUCACUGGUAUCGGAACUUGUCGGAUUAUAUAAGAAUGCAGAAUACCCAGGCCGAUCUCACACCAUCGGAUCCGAUGGAAAUUAGUCGGAAGUUGUCGGAUGCUGGAAAGUGUCGGAUUUUCAGAGUUCCGACAAGAUCCCGGCCACUUCCGACACUUUCCAACAUCCGACAACUUCCUGUCGGAAUCCGAUACCAAGGAUUCUGACGAAUUGCCAUCGGAUUCGAUAAAACUCGAUGAUUUUUUCGAUCGGAUCCGACGCGAUCCGACUGUCGGAUUGCUCGUUCUGGGUAUCCAGUAUUAUUUUCCACGUAGUCGGAUUCAUGAAUUAGAAUAUAUUCUGACAGAUCAAUCAGCUAAUCAUCUAAUAAGAUAGUUUUCUUUUUACAAAUUUCCAACAACAAAAUCAAGAAUCUGGAAAUCCGAUUUCGCCCAGAUUUCAUUCACCGUUUUGUUCUGCCGAUAUCGAUCUAUAUAAUGAAGUCGCUACUUUAAUAUUUCGAAUGAAUUUCCAAAGUGUUGCUAAGAUUAAUUUUACUUCAAAUGAUUUGUUUUCCUUAUACAAUUAUGUUUUCCAUGCAAUUGGAUUCAUGAAUUAGAAUAUAUUCUGACAGAUCAAUGAACUAAUUUAUUUAUUUAUUAGAUAUUCCUAUUUUUACAAAAUUCCAACAGCAAAAUCAAAAAUCUGGAAAUCCGAUUUUGUCCAGAUUUCAUUCACC
Molecule: messenger RNA, 1792 nt
Organism: Rotaria sp. Silwood1
Lineage: Eukaryota; Metazoa; Rotifera; Eurotatoria; Philodinida; Philodinidae
Source: the annotation of a GenBank genome assembly